CCUUGCCCAAAAUCGUUGACGAUUUAUUCAACACUGCGACAUUGGGUGAAAGGCUUGCGACAUCUUGUCAGAAAUUUGAUUUUGUAGUUUUUGGCUACUCUUUUUGUUCGUUGGUUGCCAUGCCGGUAGCAUCUUGCACCCUCUCUAGAGGGUCCUUGCAGCGGAUCCUCCGCCGCAGUGCUCUUUCCCAAUGCCGUCGUCGUUUGGCCACAACCGCUCCCGGUCUCGACCCUGUUACCCCACCCUACGAAAAGUUGCUCAAGAAUUUGGAAAUUGUGAAGCGCAACCUGGGUAACCGACCUUUGACUCUGGCUGAAAAGAUUUUGUAUUCGCAUUUGUCGGAACCCGCUGGACCUGUUCCUGUGAAAGGGGAAAGUUACUUGAAGCUGUCACCUGAUCGAGUGGCUAUGCAAGAUGCCAGCGCUCAGAUGGCCCUUCUUCAGUUUAUGCUUGCGGGACGAAAAACGACUGCUGUGCCGACGAGUAUUCACUGCGAUCAUCUUAUUGAGGCCUUCCAAGGUGGAGACAAGGAUGUGGAUCGGUCAUUAGUCACCAAUAAAGAAAUUUUUGAUUUCCUUGAUGCGGCUGCUGAAAAGUACGGCAUCAACUUUUGGAAGCCCGGAAGUGGUAUCAUCCACCAGAUCGUGCUGGAAAACUAUGCCGCUCCCGGAUCACUCAUGUUGGGCACGGAUUCGCACACUCCCAAUGCUGGAGGUUUGGGGAUGUUGGCCAUUGGUGUGGGAGGAGCUGACGCUGUUGAUGCUAUGGCUGGGAUUCCAUGGGAGUUGAAAGCACCAAAAGUACUCGGUGUACGAUUGACUGGCAAGCUGGAUGGAUGGGCGUCCCCGAAAGACGUGAUACUGAAAUUGGCCGGCUUGUUGACGGUUCAGGGAGGAACAAAUCACAUCAUUGAAUAUUUCGGGCCCGGUACCGAGACUUUGAGUUGUACCGGUAUGGCGACAAUGUGUAAUAUGGGUGCCGAGGUUGGCGCUACAACCUCCACGUUCCCCUACUCGGCGAGUAUGGCCCGGUACCUUCGAGCAACUCAACGUUCACAUGUUGCAGAUGCGGCAGAUCGAGCAGCCGCAACCGGGUUCUUAAAGGCUGACAAGGGUGCCGAGUAUGACAAUGUGAUUGAGAUUGAUCUUUCAACCCUCGAACCGCAUAUUAAUGGGCCCUUUACACCUGAUGCUGCAACGCCCUUGUCGAAAUUUAAGGACUUGGUGCAGAAGAAUGGCUGGAAGGACGAGGUGAAGGUUGGGCUCAUCGGAUCAUGCACGAACAGUUCCUACGAAGAUAUGUCACGUGCAGCAUCUCUUGCGAAACAAGCGCUGGAGCACGGAUUGAAGGCGAAAUCUGGCUUCUUCAUCACACCUGGUUCAGAGCAGAUUCGUGCCACUGUGGAACGUGAUGGUCAGACUGAUGUGCUGUCGUCAGUUGGUGGGCAGGUCCUGGCCAAUGCGUGUGGACCUUGUAUUGGGCAGUGGAAGCGCACAGACCUGGAAAAGAACGAGGAAAAUGCCAUUCUUACGUCCUUUAACCGAAACUUUCGAUCCCGUAACGAUGGAUUUUCCAAAACCAUGAACUUUCUUGCGUCACCUGAGAUUGUCACUGCAAUGGCCUUUGCUGGCCGGUUGAGCUUCAAUCCGACCACAGAUACCCUUCCCGGCAAGGACGGCAAACCAUUCAAGUUUGAACCGCCACGAGGGGAGGAUCUUCCUGAAACUGGAUUCAUUGCGGGACGCGAAAACUUUAAGCCACCAGCAAACCCAACUCCAAACCCUAAUGUCGCAAUUGAAGUUGACCCCAAAUCCAGUCGGUUGCAGCUCUUGGACCCGUUCUCACCAUGGGAUGGACGCGAAUUCAAAGACAUGAAGGUGCUUGUCAAGGUGCAGGGCAAAUGCACAACUGAUCACAUUAGCGCUGCUGGGCCAUGGCUAAAGUACAAGGGACAUCUUGAGAACAUUGCCAACAACACUCUGAUUGGUGCAACGAACGCGUUCAACGGCAAAGUGAACACGGUCUUGAAUGAGCUAACAGGAGAGGAAGGAACUAUCCCGGAUGUUGCCCGCCAUUACAAGGCAAAUAAUGUUCCAUGGAUUGUUAUAGCUGAUUCCAACUACGGCGAAGGAUCCGCUCGGGAGCACGCCGCGCUCCAACCACGAUACCUCGGCUGCCGCGCCAUCGUCUCCCGUUCCUUUGCACGUAUUCACGAAACUAACCUGAAAAAACAAGGUGUACUUCCCUUGACUUUUGCCGAUCCCGCCGACUGGGAGCGCAUUCCGCAAGGUGCGACAAUCUCAACAGAGGGCUUGGAGAAUAUUGCACCUGGGUCUCACGUCUCCCUAGUGGUGAGACCGCCUUCUGGAGAAGCCUUCCGGGUUCAGGUUAAGCACACGCUCAGUGACGAUCAGGUGGAAUGGUUCAAGGCUGGAUCUGCUUUGAAUAAGAUUGCGGCGAGUCAGGGUGGUGAUGCUGUUGAAUCUAGAGCUUUCGCGUAGGGAGAAGUAUGGUGUUGAUUUUCUGGCGGUUUUGUUGAUAUUUUUCUUUUAGAACGAGUAUGUAGUUUGGAGAAAGUCAUGUUUUUUCUUUCACUGGUUGAAGGGCUGUCACUUGUCAAUAGAUUGCGCAAAUGUGGGAGCAAUUGGACAACCUAUCACGUGAGAAGCUUAUUUCCCUUUGGAUUUCCACCCUUUGAGUUUGUCUUCUUUCUGCGUUCGGCCUCAGCUCUGUAUUUUCGUUGAGAGCGCAACCUCUUUUGUUCUUGUAUUGCACCAAGAAACGCACAAUCCCCAGCAACAUUUUUGGAAUUUUGCCAUUUGUUCAUUUGUCAAGAAAUGGCUCCUAAACCCGUAACAGAUCGUAUUUACGCACCUCCCCACUGGUCUACCACUGACUUUGAUCCCGGGAAGGAAUCGUAUCGCAAGCUAUUCCAAAUAGCAGAAAAGACCCGUACAUCUCUAGCAUACCAUAAAGCAACCCAUGCGAUCGAGAUUGUUGGAAUGAAUGCUGAUACUGUCCUUAAUGCGCGACAGCACCUUGAAAACAUGUUGUCCCAAACCACUGUGAAGAAUCCCCGGCAGUGGGCUCGACCUGAGAGGCCUGGCAUAUGGGGACAAAGGCGAGACAAACUGUCUACG
Messenger RNA from Spizellomyces punctatus DAOM BR117, 3140 nucleotides. Its product is annotated as aconitate hydratase, mitochondrial. Gene Ontology annotation, cellular component: mitochondrion; cytosol. Gene Ontology annotation, molecular function: aconitate hydratase activity; 4 iron, 4 sulfur cluster binding. The transcript has 13 exons. The record is from RefSeq and is a predicted model, not a curated record. Lineage: Eukaryota; Fungi; Chytridiomycota; Chytridiomycetes; Spizellomycetales; Spizellomycetaceae. Gene Ontology annotation, biological process: tricarboxylic acid cycle. The coding region runs from base 120 to 2501 and encodes 793 amino acids.